Messenger RNA from Erigeron canadensis, 1852 nucleotides. RefSeq names its product (E)-beta-farnesene synthase-like. NCBI's taxonomy places the organism in Eukaryota, Viridiplantae, Streptophyta, Magnoliopsida, Asterales, Asteraceae. Gene Ontology annotation, molecular function: terpene synthase activity; magnesium ion binding. The transcript is spliced from 7 exons. Bases 106 to 1818 code for a protein of 570 amino acids. The record is from RefSeq and is a predicted model, not a curated record. Gene Ontology annotation, biological process: diterpenoid biosynthetic process.
UAGUAAGAAUUCAGUUUAAGUAUUUAAAGAGGAAGUUAUAUCCUACAAAAUUUAUUUAUUUUCUCUCUUAAGUCAAUAUAAUCUAUAAUUUUCCUGUAGAAUAAUAUGUCUACUAUUUCUUCAUCCUUUGAUCAUAACAAAGGUACUAAACAAGACGUUAUCCGAAACACCGUGAAUUUCCAUCGUAGCAUUUGGGGAGAUAUGUUUCUCACAUAUGAUAAGAGAAAUGAUGAAGCAUACAUGGAGGAAUGGGCUAAGGAACUAAAAGAGAAAGUAAGGGAAAAGUUAGUCAUCAUCUCAACCCUAACCGAGGCGGCAUCAAUAAUACAUCAUGUGAAGUUAUUGGAACUUAUCGAUGCAGUCCAACGGCUUGGUGUCGCAUAUCAUUUCGAGGAUGAAAUUGAGGAAUGUUUGAGACAUAUAUACGUCGCGUAUGGGGAUCAAUGGAUCAACAAGAGUGACCUCCAAGGCACUUCACUUUGGUUCAGGCUCCUACGACAACAAGGCUUUAACGUGUCAAGUGACAUUUUCAACAACUACAAGAGCGAAACUGGGUGUUUCAUGGAUUGCAUAAAAGAUGAUGUUGGAGGCAUGCUUAGUUUGUACGAAGCAGCGUACAUGAGGGUGGAAGGUGAACAAGUCUUAGACGAUGCACUCGAGUUUACCAAAUACCACCUUGGAAACAUAGUCAAGAAUCACAUGUGCAAUAUCGACGCUUCUGAUCUUGAAACUCAAAUAAUACAUCAAGCCUUACAACAGCCUCUUCGAAAAAGGUUGGCAAGGCUAGAAGCAUUACGUUACGUACCUAUCUAUGAACAGGAAGAUUCCCAUAACGAGGACUUGCUAAUGUUUGCCAAGUUAGAUUUCAAUUUGCUCCAAGAAUUGCACCGGAAGGAGCUUAGCCAAAUUUGCAAAUGGUGGAAGGAUUUGGAUGUAUCGACAAGACUACCUUAUGUGCGGGACAGAAUAGUUGAAGGCUACUUCUGGAUAUUGGCGGUCUGUUACGAGCCUCAACAUUCUGAUGCUAGGAUUUUCCUAAUGAAAGCCUGCAAUCUUGUAAUCAUUCUGGACGAUACAUACGACAAUUAUGGUACUUAUGAAGAACUUGAGAUCUUUACCGAAGCUGUUCAAAGAUGGUCGCUAAGUUGCUUGGAUAUGCUACCCGAAUACAUGAAACUGAUAUAUCAAGAACUAAUUGAUGUUCACAAAGAAGCCGAAGAAUUGCUAGAAAAGAAGGGAAAAACAUAUCGCAGCUACUAUACCAAAGAGAUGGUGAAAGACUACACCCGAAAUCUCCUAAUCGAAGCCAAAUGGGCAAAAGACGGGUAUAUACCAACUGUGGAAGAACAUAUGUCCGUAACCUUGGUAACUUGUGCCUAUGCCAUGAUCAUCGCUAAAUGUUACGUUCAUGGGGAUGAUUCGGUCACCGAGGAUACAUUUAAAUGGGUAUCAACCUAUCCUCCUAUCGUCAAAUCCUCGUGUCUGAUUUUAAGGCUCAUGGACGAUAUUGCCACACACAAGGAAGAGCAAGAACGAAACCAUGUGGCUUCUAGUAUUGAAUGCUACAUGAAGCAGUAUGAUGUUUCGGAAGAGCAAGCUUGUGAGGUAUUAACGAAACAAGUCGAAGAUAAUUGGAAAGUUAUAAACCAAGAGUCUCUGAGGCCACUCGACGUACCGAGGCCUCUACUCAUGUCUCCAAUCAACCUCGCACGCGUUUGUGAUGUCCUAUAUAAACACGGAGAUGAUGAUUACAAUCAUGCCGGGAAAGACAUGAUCAAAUACAUUAACUCGCUUCUAGUCCAUCCCAUGAGUUUGUAGCUUUUGGUUUCCUUGACAGAAUGAUCGAUCUAUU